ACAUAUGCAUAUAGAAGGCAAAAUCGCUUCGGCGCAUUGCAUUCUUUUCAGCGCCUAUUGUUCAUUUGGCCUGUCAAUGUGCCUGUCAUUUUAUGCAACUUUUUAAAGUGUGUACUACCACCCAAACACCUAAAAACAUUCUUAAUUGUAAGUACGAUUCUAAAUUACUGGAAUAUUUAUACAACGCAAAAAAAUCAACCUUAUUUUCUAUUUACUUCGAAUUCAUUCCGAAACAAACUUCAAUAGUCACAUCAAAUCCAAUUGGAGCUAUGAAUUUUGCUGGACGUCUGCAGUUCCGGCGCCUUUUGGGUUUGAUAGUGCGUCAAAACUUCAAUCGCGAGUGUGAAAAUGCAAUCAAUGCACAAAUACAACUGGAAUUGAAAUCAAGCUACGAUUACUUAGCCAUGGCAUACCAUUUUGACCGCUGCGAUAUGGCUUUACCCGGCAUAUAUGGAUUUUUCAAGGCUGCUAGCGAUGAAGAACGUGAACAUGCUGCAAAAUUCAUGGAAUACAUGAACAAAAGAGGUGGCACAAUACUGCUACAGGAUCUACCAGCUCCACAAUUUAAGUUUACGACACUUAAAGCAGCGCUGGAAGAAGCAUUGGAUAUGGAGAAAACGGUCAAUGAGUCCCUGUUGGCACUACAUGCUUUGGCAAGUAAACACAUUGAUCCUCAACUAUGCGAUUUUCUGGAGACACAUUUCCUCGCCGAACAAGUUGAUGCACAAAAACAGUUGGCCGAUUAUAUAAGGCAAAUCGAACGCUGUGAAAAAGAGUUGGGUGUGCAUAUAUUUGAUAAAGACAUUAAAGGAAAGGAAAUGCAUUAGGGUGUUGGAAAUUGCUUAGGAACAAAUUAACGGAAUACGGCUCUCAUAACGAAUACUGCAGUAUUUGUUGGACGUUAAUUAAAAAAAGAAAAAUAAAAUAAACCAGCUUGCUUGUGUUUGUGUGAUAUCCGCAUAACUUCCCUGCAAACCAUUUUUUCAGAGUAUUCUGAAUUGUAGAGAAAUUUUUAAGAAUUCGUAAAGAUCUCAUCCGAUUUAUUUCUUUUACGAAAUUUCGGAAGAAAAGCGGUAAAGCAAUGAAGAUUCGUAUAAAAAUCGUUACAGAAAUAAGAUACUCCUAAAGAUUUCGUUAAGAUUUCAGGAACUUUGGUUUGCAGGAUUCUUUAUGUGUUUAAGGUUAAAAUUUUAUGUACAUAAAAUCUAUUGUCAAUUUAAUUUAUUUUAAUGUCGAAUUAUGAUAUGUGAGGAGAUAUACAAUACGAUAAGUAAAUGUGAUAAGGAUACUGACUGAAUUUAUUUCUGAAAGGCGUACGUUGAAAUAGUACCUAACCCUAGAAUCGUAAGACGGUUUUACCCUACGUACUACACCGUUACGUACUACGCCGCUUAGGUAUGUUAUUUUAAAUAAAUGUUUAAUAAAAACUUAAUCGAUUAAUUACCUACUUGUUUAUACAACAAAAUAAUAAAGAAAGCACUGCCGAGCGCACAAAGCGAUAGGGAAUAACGGUAAAAAGUAACGGAACUUUAUGCGGCGUACACGUAAAAUUUAUAAAUAUUACGAAAGUGUUAAAAAAAAUCAAAAAUAAGGGCUGUUUCCAGCUCCAAAGAAAAAAGUGAAAAAUUAAUAUCAAAUGACACACAAGAAAUAUAAAAGAGAUUUUAUUCUACACUCUCGUUUCAUUUCCAAUAAUUAUUCAGCACUAUCACUGAACCCAGCGAUAUGUGCUGUUUUGUAUUCCUCCUAAAUUCGCGGAUUUUCGAUUUCAGUGACCUAGUAAAAUUUGCUACUUGGUAUUUUUGUAGAACAUUUUGACACUCUAACUUCUGUUAAAAAUAUAUAUAUGCAUAUAUAUAUUCUAAAAGAGUUGCCUUAGCAAACACUGGGCUUGUUUGAAUUUCAAUCACA
Rhagoletis pomonella (apple maggot) is the source of this 1911-nucleotide messenger RNA. It is a transcript of the gene Fer3HCH, whose product is annotated as ferritin heavy chain B. The transcript is spliced from 3 exons. Gene Ontology annotation, cellular component: cytoplasm. Gene Ontology annotation, biological process: iron ion transport; intracellular iron ion homeostasis. The record is from RefSeq and is a predicted model, not a curated record. Gene Ontology annotation, molecular function: ferrous iron binding; ferric iron binding. NCBI's taxonomy places the organism in Eukaryota, Metazoa, Arthropoda, Insecta, Diptera, Tephritidae. The coding region runs from base 93 to 827 and encodes 244 amino acids.